CAGAUCCCCCCCUCCUUCCUUUGGCACAGGCAGGCUCUUUAUAAUAUACUUUCUAUUUUUAGUUAAUCUAUUGAUUUGAGUGUUCACAAUUAAGAAAUGAGCUAAUUGUUGUUCUUGAACUUUCUGUCUGGUAUUAUGAGAUGAAUGCAGCUUGUUACCUCGACCCUCGUGGCCAUUACUGGGUUAAUUUUUCCUCUGCUGAUGAGCUGAACAGGGAUUAAACAUCACUCACACCAUCUUGGGAUACUUCUCUCUCUCUCUCUCUCUCCCUUUUCCGUCAGUCUCUCAAGACUAACAUGAAUAUAUCGUACUCCUUAUUCUCAGAUACAGAACACUUUUCACGUUUUGUGAGUUUUAAUAGCUUUACAUGUUCCUUCAGCAUGUAAAGUGUUGAAGCUCUUCUGGUGUGUGAGCUCCAUAGGCUCUGGCCAGUUGCCGAGGCCGCGCUGUACGGCCAUAUGGCUACGUGUUGACAGCUCAGAGUGCAGAAAAACAAGGACUUAGUGUGUUUGACCUUUCUGAGGGAAUGUUUGAAUCCUGGGGCUUGGUUUUCCAAAGCACAACUUUUACUUUUGCCUAUAGCACCUGCCUUACGUUGUAGUGGGUGUUGCAAAUAUAAACAUGUGGCGGAACGAAAAGCUUUUGCUGUUAUUUGUUUAUCAUGCAUUCAUGGAUUUCUGGCCACUAGGGGGCAGAAACGCAUCAUAACAAGCUCGCAGCUGAUACAUUAGGUGUCAUGAAGCUGUUAAAGCUUACAUUGUAGCAAACAUUGUAGCCUGUUUAACAAUAUAAUGAACACAUUAGUCAUUUAAAAAAAAAAAAUUGUGCACCUGAUGAAUGCAAAUCCAAUAUCCUCUCCUUUUUUGCACUGGUUUGGUUUUCUAGAACUCCUGGAUCUACAUAUCUGCCUCUUUUAGCUACUUUGUUACCUAGUCACUAACUCUGUCUUCCUUUUGGUGCUGGACUUUCACCCCGGAGACCGCUGUUCGUGUCCCAUCUGAAACAAAAAGUCAACGUUGACUCGUUAGUCAUUCGUUGGUCAUGUGAUUCGUUAGUCAAGUUAGCCUGCACCACGAUCCCUUUUCUAACCUUAACGCCUAAUUUAUACCUCUGCGGAAAAGCCUUUGCAGAGUUUGCGCAGAGCCACGGAGAUUGUUUUGCGGAGCCCGCGCACCUCCUGAAAAAUCAGACUCCGCACCAGGCUGCAGAGGUUUGAUUGGACAUCAGAGAUAAAUCCUCUUGCUUUGUGUAUUUUUUGAAGCCUUUGGUUGCUACAAUCAGCACGAUGCUCCUGUAUAAAAUGCUAUUGCCCAGAUACAGUGCAUAUGCUUUGGUACAUAAGAUGCUGGUAGAAGGUUUUAAGGUCAGCGGGGUUGACGGGGUUAAUGGACUGUACAGUUCAUGUUCCAGACACAUUGAUUUUAAAAGAGGACGUUUAACCACCUGCCUAAACAAGCAAAGAUGAGCAUAUGUUAAAUAACAGGUUCAUAUUUUUACCUUACUUUUGUAGAUCUGGCCAUCAUUUCCACCUGCAACAAUAACAUUGUACUCGAUGUUCAUUGUAAACAUCCAUUACAGUUCACAGACAGACUUCGACCCACCAGAGUUACAGUCGUGGUGAGCUUUCCAUUUCCCUUCAUAACGACAGAUUUUCAGUUUUACCUCAACAUUAGGGGUUUACAUCGUGUGGAUGAAGUGAACUGUCUUGUUUACAGCCUGUGUGAUCUUCUGACUGCUUGUGUUUUAUGCCCUGCCAGGCAUCUUUUUAUCGAUGUUGCCAAGUCGCCAGACCUCAGCAAAUAAUUUGGGAGAGUGCAAUACCAUCUUAACUGAUGGAGACAAGGACCACAGUGUGAUAAACUGGAGUUCUCCUUUUAAGAGGAAGAGAGAGAGAGAGAGAGAGAGAGAGAGAGAGAGAGAGAGAUAUCCUGUUGAGCUGAUGCUUCCCCUGUUUGCCAUGGCGUUGGAUGUCCGGCUAACACCACCACUUUCCUGCAGUGGCGUAGUAAAUCUGAUGCACACCAGACAGAGUAAACAGAGAGAGAGAGAGAGCGAGAGAGAGAGAGGAGUAGGUUAUAUAACACUACUCUUCGGUGGCAGAUUCCGCUCCUCCUCUUUAAAUAAUUCCCCUCUUUCCUCCGGAUGAGCGGCAGCAGCAGCGGGGCUCUGAGUCGGACGCCUCUCCCAUCGACCCGGUGGAGCUGCACCCCUCCUCCCUCUCCUCCGGCUCUCUUCCUGCUCGCUCCUCCCUCUCUUCCGCCCUCCCUCCUUCCUUCACUUUCUAACCCCAAUCCUCCUCCUCGUCCUCCUCCUCCUCCUCUCCUCUCAGCUGUGGAUGCCCUCCUCACUUCCAGUAUGGACUCGGGAGGGGAAGGAGAAGAGGGUUGGAUGGAGGACCAGUGGGAGAAAUGGUUGACCCAUGACAUCAGCCUGGAUGAGUUUGAAGAUGACGACCUGUCGGAGAUUACAGAGAUCACAGACGAGUGCGGGAUGAGCCUCAACUGCAAUGGCCUCAAUAUAAAGGGCCGUGUGAGGAGAGGAACCAAUAGCAUGUCGGGGAGGGCAGAGCUCGGUGCCGUCGGCCAGAUCCAGGCAGAGAUGCUGCAUUUGGAACUCAUCGACGGUGCUGACGGUUACCGCUGUGACAAAGAGUCCUCGAAGGCGUCAGCCAUCGCACCCCCGCCAGUCACCAAGGACCCUGCGACACCUGUUACUAUGGAUACCUACCGGCCCAAGAGACCCACGACCCUUAACCUCAUCUCGAUUGUGCCGCGCACACAGGACACACUCAACAACAACUCCUUUGGGAAGAAAUACAGUUGGCAGGAGAAGGUUUCAGGCUCGUCCUCGCCUCUUAAAACAGGCGAGCUCACCCCUCCGCGCGAGCACAGCUGUCUGAGCGACGAGGACAAGGUGCAGGGCGGGGGAGCGCAGACCAAAGACCGCGGGACCUCCACCGACGCCCCCUGCAGACACAGCCACACCUCCGGACACUCGCACGGCUCGUCCGCGACUCGCUCCAAGCUUCAGGAGAAGCCGCCGGCGCCGCCCCCACCGCAGAACUACACGCCGGCUCCGCUGUACCCAGCGGGGAAGGCGGAUGGAAACGGACACCACCAGGAGAGGAUCCGCUACCACAUGGACGUCCAUCUGGAGCCAACGGAGGAGAUCUACCUAACUCCCGUGCAGCGCUCCGCAGACCCUCUAGACCCCCCCGACGAGCAGGACCGGCCCUUCCUCUCGCAGCAGACUGAGCAGGGCCGCAUGUCCAUCAGCUCAGACACGGAGGGCCCGCCUCCUUACCAGCCCCUCCCAGACCGGACAAACCCCUCCAUCUACGAGGAGGACGAGGUCUACGUCCCCCCACCUUCAUAUUCUUCUUGCAUAGAGUCCCUCAUCACGCCGCCCAGCAUGGCUCGCUCCUCCCUCACGCUGGACCUCAGCCUGAAGGGGGCGGGAACGGAGGCCGGGGUCAUGCUGAGACCCGGAUCAUCGGUGGAGUACGUGGACGCCACGGACGAAAGCUACUGCGGCGAGGAUGAGGAUGUGGACAGGGUAAUAAUGGAUGGAAGGAUGAAGAAGGGGGGAGGAGCGGGGGAUGGCGGUGGCAGCAGAGUCCCACUAAGAACUUCCAUGAACUCGGAGGCCAGCGGCCUUUCGUAUGACUCGGUCAAAUACACUCUGGUGGUGGACGAGCACGCUCAGCUAGAACUGGUCAGCCUCCGGCAGUGUUAUCAAGGCUACAGCGACGACAGCGACUCCGCAACCGUCUACGACAACUGCGUCUCCUCUCCCUACGAGUCGGCCAUCGGGGAGGAGUACGAGGAGGAGGAGGAGGAGGAGGAAGAGGAAGAGGAAGAGGAGGAGGAGGAUGAUGAUGAGGACGGCAUUCAGAUAGGAGGAGUGAGGAGAGAGGCGACGGCUUGUCUGUCUGAGGACUCCACUCCAGAGGUCGACCUGCACUUCUCCAAGAAGUUCCUCAACGUCUUCAUGAAUGGACGCUCUCGCUCCUCCAGUGCAGAGUCCUUCGGCUUAUACUCCUGCCUCAUUAAUGGAGAGGAGCGGGAUCAGAGCCACAGAGCUGUCUACAGGUUCGUCCCUCGUCAUGACGAUGAGUUGGAGCUGGAGGUGGAUGAUCCUCUGCUGGUGGAGGUCCAGUCGGAGGAUUACUGGUACGAGGGCUACAACAUGCGAACUGGUGCCCGUGGGAUCUUCCCAGCGUAUUACGCUAUAGAGGUGACCAAGGACGCUGAGAGCUACAAAGUGAAGAGCAGUGAAUGGGUGGACAGAUACCGGCUGAAGUUCCUGGGCUCAGUUCAAGUGCCCUCCCACAAAGGAAACGAUGUUCUGUGUGCAGCUAUGCAGAAGAUUGCCACCAACAGACGGAUGACAGUCAAGUACAACCCGCCUUCCUCCUGCAUCCUGGAGAUCAGUGUGAAAGGCAUCAAGCUUGCAGUUCAAGAGGAUUAUUACGCCCGUGAUAGAAGUAACGAGUGCAGCCACUUCUUCCAGUUGAAGAACGUCUCCUUCUGCGGCUACCACCCCAAAAACAGCAAGUAUUUUGGUUUCAUUACUAAACACCCGGCAGACCAGAGAUUUGCCUGCCAUGUGUUUGUGUCUGAAGACUCCACUAAACCUCUUGCAGAGUCAGUAGGGAAAGCCUUCCAGUUGUACUAUAAAGAGUUUGUGGAGUUCUCGUGCCCAACAGAGGACAUCUACCUGGAAUAGCCCUGCCCUGCCUUCAACCACAGCUCUGUACAGUACAUAACAUAAUUUUGCAUGAAGGACAGUCAUAUCUAAAAUAUCAAUAAAGGCAUAAACAAGACAAACAAGCAGGAAAACAAAGGAGCCCGUGUUGGAACUCUGGUGAAACCUCCGUGCGGCAAGAAAAUAUGGAAAUGAGCCAAAGGAGGACCAUUUUGAGAUAACGAAAAUAUGCAAAAUGGAGUCGGGGAGGAGAUGGUGACUGUAGGCUGUCUGUUGGAAAGCACAAACAUUGUAUUACUGCAGCCUUGGCAGCGCUAGUUAGCCUGUAGCAUCAUCUCAGCAGGUGCAACUCUGAAAGCCCAGGAGCCGUAACUGGACGACACCAGCUUGCAUUUGCACUUAACAAGAAAAAGAAAAGGUUGACAUUUGGAAACACAUGAUGAGUUUGUCUGAGCAUGAGGGGAGGUGUAUAUUUACUAAGAGAUGCCCUCACACUGUACACAAUGUACACUAAGUGACAGAAACCCAUGUAGGAACAGUGACCUUUAUCCUUUCAGCUCACCUGAUGUGAAGGUCCACCCUAAAACACUGUUAUAAAACCAGCUACAGGUGAUGUUCUGUGCAUUUGUUGUGGGUCCCACGUUUAGAUGUUUAACGUGGAGCCAAACCUCAUUGUCAAAUCCAGACAAUUUCAGGCAGUGGAACAGAAUGCAAUGCCAGAGUUUCAGUUAGCAGAUCUGUUUUUCUGAAGGUUGAAGGGCAUUCUGGGAAAUGUAGGUAAUCGCUGAUUGAAGUAAGAGUAGACAAGGCAGGGUACUAAACAUCUGAAUCAUGAAUAGCUCCUGAAAUGCACUCAGCAUCACUUGUCCAUGAUUUUUUUUUUUUUAAACAGUGUGAGGGAGUAUGAACGUGGAUUUUUUUUUCCUUUGCAAACUUUUCAUCAGCUUCUAUCGGUACUCAAGUGCUAAGCUAAACAGCUCCCACAAUUUGCCCAGUAAAGCUGUUAGUUCUAAAUGCCUAGCCACACUGUGCUUUUUUAACUGUGUUCUAACUAGAUAUAAAAUCAGUGACGAAGCUGUUGAACGACAAAUCUGGCUUCGGCUCUUUCGGUGGUUCAAGACGAGAUCAAGACGAGAAUUCUCCUUUGUGUGGUGUUUCUAGAAACUUGCUCCUCAUAGUUUUCCACACCAGAAAUAUGAAACGCUCUCAGUGUGGCGGCGAUGGGAUAAUAAGGCUGAGCCUCGGCACAGUAGGUACGGCUGCUGACAAGGGAGUGUCUUCAUAUCUUCACUAGUAGUGCCUCUUUUUCAUCAGAUCAUUGUGACCUUCCUCGGUGAAACAUUAUCACAUUUUUAAGGGAUCGCCAUCGAGUGUGUUGAGUUUGAAUGCAAAUUCCCAUUCCCCCCCCCCCAGUGCACUAAAUUUGCUGUGCUGUACCUGUGAUGUCACAGGUCAUAUUUCAGAACACUGAAAUCGUGCCAACACGGGGCCUUUAUGUCUACAUGUCUAUGUAAUAUGUUAUAGCACACAACCCCUCAAAAGUGCGGUCCGCGGGAACAAAGGCGGAAACAUUUUGUGCGACCCCCGAACGCGACAUGAAAUGCAUGCGUUGUAUUGGAAUCAUCCGUGGCCCUUUUCAAUACUUUACCUUUUCGAUAGUCUACAUUUAACACACUGCUCGGCUACUGUGCCCCCAGGCACUGUGACUCGGUACCAGCUAUGUUAAAUAACAUACACAACUUUGAAACAAAAAAUGUAAAAUGCCAAGGAAAGCCACACAGACAUUUUUUUUUCUUUGCUUAUGAAUAUGUGACAGAACUACAGACUUAAGCAGAGCUGCAACAAAUAAUUGAUUAAUUGAUUAGUUUAUUGACCGAAAUAGAUUUAAGUUAACUUUCAAGUAAAAAUGUCAAACAAUCCCCAGUUUUAGCUUCUCAAAUAAGGAGAUUUUCUGCUUUUCUUGAUCUUAUGCCAUAGUGAACUGUGAAGUGGGUCUUUUUAGGUUUUGAAUUGCAUUGACUUUUCUUGCAUGGCGUGUUAAGAUACCACCAUUCAAUGAUCAGAACAAAAAAACCAAAGGAUUUCAACUAUUUCCUUUUUUAAUGUCAUCCUGGGUCCAGCACGGGUACAGCAUAGUUGUUCUUCAGUGGCAAACAAAGUGUGCUUCCUACAUCAUUCAUCACAAACACUAAUUUCUAACAGAUUAUUUUAUGUGAUCUAUAUUUAACGGAAGAUUAAAUGUCCGUAAAAGAAAGAUAGAUUAAUUAAUUAAGGAUGUGAAAAAUUGUCCGUUCAGGCAUCUCGCCAGUCCCCAUGGUUUGUUCCUUUCAACAACAACAACAACAACAAUGGAAAAAUCUGGAAAAAAUGAAGUGGUCUCCUGUUGCUGAUCAAAGCCAACAUGCAGCAUCAAGAGAGCAACGCUGACUUUUAUAUGAGUUCCCUUCUCAAGAGCCAAUCAGGCAGAUAGGAGAAACUGUAGCGGGGGCUAUACAAAGGGUGUAUAGACAUGCCAUAUAUAUA
Messenger RNA from Anarrhichthys ocellatus (wolf-eel), 7230 nucleotides. RefSeq names its product mitogen-activated protein kinase 8 interacting protein 1b (gene mapk8ip1b). Gene Ontology annotation, biological process: JNK cascade; regulation of JNK cascade. The transcript is spliced from 12 exons. The record is from RefSeq and is a predicted model, not a curated record. NCBI's taxonomy places the organism in Eukaryota, Metazoa, Chordata, Actinopteri, Perciformes, Anarhichadidae. Bases 2143 to 4728 code for a protein of 861 amino acids. Gene Ontology annotation, molecular function: MAP kinase scaffold activity; JUN kinase binding. Gene Ontology annotation, cellular component: cytoplasm.